UAGUCUUCCAUUUCUCUGUUAUUCUCAUCCAUUUUUUCAUAUCUGACCAACAAAAAUAUCAUCCCAUCAAAAAGAAAAAAAUGUCUCAUUUCAAGAAUUUAUUACACUUGAUAUUUGCUGCAUUUAUACUGAAUUUAUAUCCAUACAUAAUAGUUACAUCACAAUGUAACAGUGAUUGCAAUUUAGCUUUAGCAUCAUACUAUGUGUUACCAGGUUCAACACUUGAUCAUAUAUCUAGUUACUUCACCAAUACUUCUCUACGUGAAUUUAGUGAUGAAAUUGUCAGCUACAAUCGUCAUGUAAUCCCCAACAAAGAUGAUCUUCGACCGAACAUCCGAAUCAAUAUACCAUUUUCAUGUGGGUGUGUUAAUGACACAUUUCUUGGUCAUAUGUUUAUUUACCAAUUUCAAACUGGUGAUACAUAUGAUCAUGUUGCAAGAAAUAAUUAUACAAAUCUUACGACGUCGAAUUGGAUUGAGCAGUUUAAUGGUUAUAGUAGGUUUAAUGUGCCUAAUGGGGUGUUUAUUAAUGUACCUGUUAAUUGUUCAUGUGGGAUUAGAAGUGUUUCAAUGGAUUAUGGGUUGUUUAUUACUUAUCCACUUCAACAAGGUGAAAGUUUAAGGUCUAUUUCUCAGGAGUUCAAUUUGAGUGAGAGUUUAUUGCAGGGUUUUAAUCCUGGUGUGGAUUUUAGUGCUGGAACUGGCUUGGUUUAUAUUCCAGGAAGAGACCAAAAUGGAACCUACCCGCCCAUGAUUACAAGUGUUUCGGGAUCAGGUCUUUCUGGUGGAGCCAUUGCUGGUGUAUGCAUAGCGGCAGUUGUGUUGAUUGUCCUGUCAGUUGGGCUGUAUUUUAGAUGCAGGAGAAGUAAGAAGAUGAAAGAAACUGAAAUCCUCUCGGAUAAACCAGCAUACGUGUUAACACAUUCAAGUUUCAUUAGUCGCGGUGGAGAUAAAGAGAGUUCAGGAAUAUAUAUGGGAAAUUCUGUGGAGUUCUCUUACCAAGAGCUUGCAAAAGCUACAAAUAAUUUCAAUGCAAGUUGUAAGAUUGGUGCAGGUGGAUUUGGAGAAGUCUUCUUUGCAGAGCUAAGAGGCGAGAAAGCAGCAAUCAAGAAGAUGGAUAUGCAAGCCUCAAGGGAGUUUGUGGCUGAGUUAAACGUCUUAACUCGUGUUCAUCACCUGCAUCUGGUCCGCUUACUUGGAUAUUGCAUGGAGGAUUCGCUUUUCGUGGUUUAUGAGUACAUUGAUAAUGGCAACUUAAGCCAACAUCUACACAGCACAGGAAGAGAUCCAUUGCCAUGGUCUACUAGAGUGCAAAUUGCCCUUGAUUCCGCUAAAGGUCUUGAGUAUAUCCAUGAACAUACUGAUCCUGUUUACGUUCAUCGUGAUAUCAAACCAGCAAACAUAUUGAUAAACAAGAACUUCCAAGCCAAGGUUGCAGAUUUUGGACUGACAAAACUAGUGGAAGUUGGUUCGACUUUGCCAACUCGUCUUGUAGGGACAUUUGGAUACAUGUCACCAGAGUAUGCUCAAUAUGGUGAAGUGAGUCCUAAGCUAGAUGUUUAUGCAUUUGGAGUUGUUCUUUUUGAACUCAUAUCAGCAAAAGCAGCUAUUGUACGGGAAAGUAGAUUGGCUGUUGAAUCAAAGGGUCUUGUUACUCUGUUUGAGGAAGUACUAAAUCAACCUGAUCCGAAUGAGAUAGGCAAGCUUGUUGAUCCUAGGCUGGGUAACACGUACCCCCUAGAGUCGGUCCAUCAGGUAGCUGAGCUUGCAAAAGCAUGUACUCAGGAGAACCCUCAACUCCGUCCAAGCAUGAGAUCGGUUGUGGUUGCUCUAAUGACAUUAUCAUCAGCAAGCGAAAAUUGGGAUGUUGAUUCUUUUCACAGGAACAAUGAACUUAUAAAUCGAGUUUCUGGAAGAUAGAAACUUCAGUCCUUAAUAGAUUGAACUGCCUUGAAUCUUCUGGUUCAUAUACUAGGAAGCAAAACACUGAGCAAAUGUUAGGAUGAAGCAGAAGUGUUAAUACUACUAGCUUGUAAUUGCUAAUGAUCAUUCAAUAAGAGUUGAUUAGUUGAGCAGAUUACUACAUAUGUAAAUGAUGGAAUGCUAAUGAGUUUAUAUGUAAAUCUGUGUGUAAGUCUCCAGUGAAUAUCUACUAUAAUGCAUGUCUAGUAGAAAUGCAUAACUUGGACAUGUAAAUUAGACAUUUCAUGUUCUAUGAAAUGUUUAUUAGUCUGCCAUUCUUUGCACUUGUACCAAAUAUGCUAUUAGAGCAAGAUAUAGGUUUUCAUUUAUGAAUACUGUACAUAAGAUUUAGAAUGUGAGAAGAGACCUUUUGUAUCUUAUUACUUCAUACACAUUGAUGAUUGAACA
Molecule: messenger RNA, 2369 nt
Organism: Beta vulgaris subsp. vulgaris (sugar beet)
Lineage: Eukaryota; Viridiplantae; Streptophyta; Magnoliopsida; Caryophyllales; Amaranthaceae
Product: lysM domain receptor-like kinase 3
Exons: 12
Coding region: 81-1919 (612 amino acids)
Biological process (GO): protein phosphorylation; innate immune response
Molecular function (GO): ATP binding; transmembrane receptor protein kinase activity
Source: RefSeq, a predicted model, not a curated record